Messenger RNA from Soboliphyme baturini, 2733 nucleotides. The record is from the annotation of a GenBank genome assembly. Lineage: Eukaryota; Metazoa; Nematoda; Enoplea; Dioctophymatida; Soboliphymatidae.
AUGAGUGAUCAUCUGAAUUACGUUUACACAUGCGACGUGAACACGCCUGUCCAAAUCAAGGUUAUAGCCUUGGAAGGCAGCUUCAAGAAGCCGCCCGUACGCGAAAUCAUCGACGAUCCUGAUCUUCAGUUUUGCGCUACCAUGCAGGAAAAGGUGUGCAACAAUGUUUACAUCCAGUGCCAGGUUUUCUGUGAAAACCGACCGGUCGGUGUCCCCGUGCUGACAUCAUACAAGUCAUUUCCUGUCAGGUACGAAUGGAAUGAAUGGCUCACUCUACCACUGAGACACAGCGACUUAUCGAGAGAUGCUCAAGUGGCGUUCACCAUUUACGAUAUCCACACUUCUGUUCAGCCUCAUGCCAUUGGAGGAACUUCCAUUUCGUUGUUCACUAAGCGCGGUAUUUUUCGACAGCGGAUCUGUGCGUUGAAAGUAUGGCCUUUUUGCGAAGGCGACGGAAUGAUUCCGAGUACAACACCGGGAAAAGUGAAAUACGAUGCUUUAUGCGGACGACACAUUGCCGAUGAACGAAUGCAGAUAUUAAAGCUAUCCAAAUUCCGGAAGAAGUAUUACAACGGGAUGAUCGAGAAGGUGGACUGGCUUGACCGUUUGACUUUUCGACAAAUCGAGGUAGUGGACGCGAGCGAAAAGCGGAUGAGCAAUGAGCUUUACUUGAUGAUUGAAUUUCCGUCAGCAGUGGCACAGGAAAACGACUAUUUCGUAAUACACUAUGAGCAGAACGAGGAAGAUACAUUUUGUCAUAAUCCAUACCCGACGCUGGUGAGGUUUCCUGACCCAGAGAUUGGCAUGGAGAAUCUGGUUGAAGCAAAGCACCACAUCUUGGCGCGCAGUGUUAGGAGCAUCGUCAAUUAUCCACCUAAUACACAGUUGAGCAGCGAAGAAAAGGAUCUGAUGUGGAAGUUUCGUUACUAUCUACUGACAAACAAGCGAGCGCUGACCAAGUUUUUGCAGUGCGUCCAUUGGAGUGUCACCAGUGAGGUGAACCAGGCAGAGGAGUUGCUGAACGAAUGGUCUGCCAUGGACGCUGAGGACGCUUUGGAAUUGCUGUCGCCAAACUUCUCACAUCCGUACGUACGAAAAUAUGCUGUCAGUAGGCUAAAAGAGGCUAGCGUCGACGAUCUUUUACUGUACCUGCUGCAGCUAGUUCAAGCGUUAAAGUUCGAGCGAUUUGGAGACAUAUGCUCAGGUGUCGAUUCAUCGUUCGUGCAGCAGUUGACGACGAUGUCAACCGAAGUAGAGGAAGAUGUCAUGUCAAAGUCGUACUUUACAAAGCCCGAUGUGUGCGAUGCCGAGAUCUCGUCUGAACAGAAUCAUGAUUUGCUUGUAGAAGGAACAAAGGCGAACUCUGUCGAUGACGUUACGAGAGCGGAUUCCCCGCCGCUUUGUCACCUGGUCGGCAGCGGUAGUGGUAGCGGUGGUGGUGGCAGUGGCGGCACCGACCUUGCCACGUUCUUGAUUGCAGGUGCGUGCAAGGACACGACGCUGGCCAACUAUUUAUAUUGGUAUUUGAAGGUGGAGUGUGACUGUUAUUUCAGAAGCGAGGAGCGGCACAAGGACCAUGGUCGUUCUGGUAACAACCUGUUUAUCCAGGAAAUGUAUAUGGUGAUGCUCGAAAGACUGUCCAGAGCAUUGGCUCGUGGUGACACCGAUGCCAGACGCAGAAGACAGCUGCUCAGACGUCAGCAGCUGUUUGUUGAUCGUCUGGUUAAAAUCAUGCAGGCGGUGUACAAGGAAAGCGGGAAUCGAAAGCGUAAGACAGAAGUGCUACAGACCCUGCUCGAAGAACAUGAAGAUUCUGUGAACUUUCUUGAACUCGCGGCGCUCCCUUUGCCUCUGGAUCCCACUGUGAGACUGCAGUCUGUAGUGGCCAAGAAAGCGUCUCUGUUCAACAGUGCCUUGAUGCCGUGCAAGCUUACGUUUAAGACCGUUGAAGGUCGCGAUUACACGACGAUUUUCAAGUACGGCGAUGACCUGAGACAAGAUCAAUUGGUUCUGCAGACGAUCACUCUCAUGGACAAGCUGCUGAGAAAGGAAAAUCUCGAUCUCAGACUGACACCGUACAAAGUACUGGCUACUAGUGUCAACCACGGCUUCGUCCAGUAUGUCGACUCAGAGACACUGCGCGACGUCCUCCGUGACUGGACCUCAAUUCAGGAAUACUUUCGCCAUUACAUGCCGUCGUCAAGCGGCCCUUUUGGCAUCGAAGCAGACGUCGUAGACAAUUACGUUAGAAGCUGUGCCGGCUACACGGUCAUCUCCUAUCUGUUAGGAAUUGGUGACCGUCAUUUGCACAACUUGUUGCUGUGCACCGAUGGCCGCAUAUUUCAUGUUGAUUUCGGAUAUAUUUUGGGUCGUGACCCCAAACCGUUGGCGCCUCCAAUAAAAUUAACCAAAGAAAUGAUCGAAGGACUUGGUGGCUUCAACAGCAACCAGUGGCAGGAAUUUCGAACCUUAACCUACACCGCAUUCCUUCAUCUACGGCGCAAUUCAAAUCUGAUUUUGAAUCUUUUUGCAUUGAUGAUAAAUUCUACAAUUCCCGAUAUCGUACUAGAACCUGAUAAGGCUGUCAAAAAGUUACAGGAACGUUUCCUACUGCAUCUGUCUGACGAGGAAGCGGUUCAGUAUAUCCAACAGUUGAUUGACGUUUCUAUUUCCGCGAAGAUGGCCGCCAUCGCAGACAUAAUGCAUGACGUUGCUCACUAUCUCAGGAAAUAA